CACAUAGGAAUUUUUUUGAUAUUUUGUAUAUUUUCUAAAAGAAACUUGAAUGACACAGAAAGCAUGGAGAAAGUUCUUGACAUAUGUUGGACCUGGUUUCCUAGUCUCCUUAGCUUACCUUGACCCUGGAAACAUGGAAACUGAUCUGCAAGCUGGAGCUAGCCACAGAUAUGAGCUGUUGUGGUUGGUACUGGUUGGACUGAUAUUUGCACUUAUAAUUCAGUCAUUGGCUGCGAACCUCGGCGUGAUCACCGGGAAACACCUUUCAGAAGUAUGCAAAAUUGAGUACCCAUUAUCUGUGAAGUACUGCUUGUGGUUAUUAGCUGAGGUUGCUGUCAUAGCUUCAGACAUACCUGAAGUGAUUGGCACAGCCUUUUCUCUUAACAUACUCUUCCACAUCCCUUUAUGGGUAGGAGUUCUGAUGAGUGGCUGCAGCACUCUCUUGCUUCUGAGUCUGCAGAGAUUUGGGGUGAGGAAGUUGGAACUACUGAUAACAAUCCUAGUUUUCAUAAUGGCUGCGUGUUUCUUCGCGGAAAUGAGCUUUGUAAAUGUCCCGACUUCGGAAGUACUAAAGGGAAUGUUUGUCCCCAAACUCGAUGGCGUUGGAGCCGUAGGAGAUGCAAUUGCCCUUCUCGGCGCCCUCAUCAUGCCGCACAAUCUUUUCCUCCACUCUGCUCUGGUUCUGUCUAGAAAAGUUCCCAUUUCUGUUCGAAGCAUCAAUGAUGCAUCAAGGUACUUUCUUAUAGAAAGCGGGUUAGCAUUGUUUGUAGCAUUUCUGAUCAAUGUUGCAAUGGUUUCUGUUACGGGAACUGUUUGUUUUUCCAAAAACCUUUCUGCAGAAGAUACAGAUCUCUGCAAUGAUCUCAACCUUAACUCUGCUUCUUUCCUUCUCAAGAAUACCUUGGGACGGUCAAGCUCAACCGUUUAUGCGAUAGCACUUCUUGCUUCAGGACAAAGCUCUACUAUAACUGGAACCUAUGCAGGACAGUACAUUAUGCAGGGUUUCUUGGAGAUAAAGAUGAAAAGAUGGAAAAGGAACUUGAUGACUAGGUGCAUUUCCAUAGCACCUAGUCUUAUUGUUUCCAUCAUUGGUGGUUCUUCUGGGUCUGGUCGCCUUAUUAUCAUUGCAUCAAUGAUACUUUCUUUUGAGCUUCCAUUUGCUUUAAUUCCACUUCUCAAGUUUAGCUGCAGCAGUACCAAGAUGGGACCUCACAAGAGUUCUUUGAUUAUCAUUAUCAUCUCAUGGAUACUAGGCUUAGGCAUCAUUGGUGCCAAUGUGUACUUCCUCAGCACUUCCUUUGUGAAGUGGCUAAUUCAUAGCAGUCUUCCAAAGGUGGCAAAUGUGUUCAUUGGGACUAUAGUGUUUCCUCUGAUGGCAGUUUAUAUCAUCUCAACUAUCUACCUAACAUUUAGAAAAGACACUGUUAAGAUAUAUACUGAGACAAAGAAUAUUGAUACAGUGCAAAGACAUGUAGAAAAGGGGACUUUGGAUAAUGAUCAAUUAGAGUUGAGAAAUGCUCCUUAUAGAGAAGACUUAGCAAGUAUCCCACUACCAGAAUAAGGGACCAGGCUAUAAAUCAAAGGCAUACCAACCAAGAAAAGGUUCUGUCUUAAACAAAAACCUCACAUUGCUUUCUAGUCACUUUGUUGCAACCAUUUUCUCCGAGUGUGAAUUGUGCUCUUCUCUUCUACUCUUUUCUGCCCCUACCCCUACUUGGAAUUUCGUGUAUAGACUUAAGAAGGAACACAUGGUAGAAUAAAAAAUUGUUUGUCUUGUGCUACGAGACCAAACUGCACUAUAGGGAUAUGAAUCUAUGAUCACAUCAGGCUAAUAUGGACUUUAUAUGUGUACAACUGAUCAAUGUAUUGGAGACACAAGUCACAAUGUCCUGGUAAUCCAACUAACUAGGUUCUGUGUCAGGGAUGACAAUGAAAUUUAGAAAGUUACUUGAUAUGUACGUAGAAUCUUGAGAAAGAAGCUAGAACUAUGGAAUUUAUAA
Molecule: messenger RNA, 2000 nt
Organism: Lotus japonicus
Lineage: Eukaryota; Viridiplantae; Streptophyta; Magnoliopsida; Fabales; Fabaceae
Product: metal transporter Nramp7.2-like
Exons: 12
Coding region: 50-1561 (503 amino acids)
Biological process (GO): metal ion transport
Cellular component (GO): membrane
Molecular function (GO): manganese ion transmembrane transporter activity; cadmium ion transmembrane transporter activity
Source: RefSeq, a predicted model, not a curated record